Molecule: messenger RNA, 1722 nt
Organism: Durio zibethinus
Lineage: Eukaryota; Viridiplantae; Streptophyta; Magnoliopsida; Malvales; Malvaceae
Product: NAC transcription factor 47-like
Biological process (GO): regulation of DNA-templated transcription
Molecular function (GO): DNA binding
Source: RefSeq, a predicted model, not a curated record
UUGGCCUAAUCCCCUCCUUUCAUUUUUCUUUGUUUUUCCACAUCACGACAAAAAUCCUACAUCCAUAAAACACCUUCCAUUCCUCCCCUCUCAAAAAUUUCAAUCCCCUUCUCUCUCUCUCUGUUGGUUUUGCUUUCAAAACCAAACUUGGAGAGCUCCUUUCUUUUCCCUUUUCAAAACCCUUAUCUUCUUUUAUCUUCUUGACUAGCUAGCUAGAAGUUCCUUUAAUAUCUUAGGUUUUCUUAAGUUUAGUGCUAGUUGGUUUAGUUAAACAUGAAGCAUCCACAGUCAAGUUUGCCUCCAGGGUUUAGGUUCCACCCUACAGAUGAGGAACUCAUCCUUCAUUACCUAAAGAAGAAAGUGAGUUCCUCACCCUUCCCUGUUUCCAUCGUUGCCGAUGUCGAUAUCUACAAGUUUGAUCCCUGGGACUUACCAGCUAAAUCUGCCUUUGGGGAGAAAGAAUGGUACUUUUUCAGUCCUAGAGACCGCAAGUACCCUAACGGUGCAAGGCCGAACAGGGCAGCUGCGUCCGGCUACUGGAAAGCCACUGGCACGGAUAAGGUUAUAGUGACAUCUUCAAUGGAAGCUGGAGUAGGUGGAGUGCAAGAGAAUAUUGGUGUCAAGAAAGCUCUGGUGUUCUACAAGGGAAGGCCUCCAAAGGGGAUAAAGACUAAUUGGAUCAUGCAUGAAUAUCGUCUUGCGGACAGCCCUAACUCCAACUACAAUAAUAGACCAGUGAAGUCUAAAGAUUGCUCCAUGAGGUUAGAUGAUUGGGUUCUUUGCCGGAUCUACAAGAAGUCCCAUGCUUUAUCUCCAACAUCAGCAGCAGCAACAAGUGAUCAGGAUCAAGAGGAAGAGGAAGCGAAACAGUUCAUUCAAGAUGCCCUUUUACCAGCCCUGAAAAGUCCUCCAGGCAAUAAUACCCUCCAGCCCCAGAAAUCCUGUUCCUUCUCCAACCUAUUAGAUGCCGUGGACUACUCAAUGCUGAGUAGUUUCCUGGCUGACAACCAGUGCAAUACAACUGGAUAUGAAUCAUCUUCAUUCAGCUUUGGGAACCUUGAACAGCCAUUGGACAAUAACUACACCAAUAGCAUCAACUCCAGCAGCAUGUUACUGCAAAAGCUUCCCCAGUUGAACUCUUCAGUUCCAAACAUGGAAAACAAACUCAAGCGCCAAUACUCGAGCAUUGAUGAGGAUUACUUGCACCCAUCAAAGAAACUUAUCAGUUCUUGCAGUUACAGUAACAGCACUAGCCAAUAUGAUAUGACUCAAUACAACUUUCUAAGCCAGUCAUUCUUCAACCAGAGCUUACUUUUAAGUCCUCACCUUCAAUUCCAAGGAUAAAAAGAAAAAUUCCAAAAAAAAAAAGAAAUUGGAAUAGAAAUGGGAAGGAAAGAUAAGAAGAAUAACCAAUGCUUGAGCUUGUCUAGGCCUUGGUGAAAGUGUGUUUGGUUUUUCUGUUAGAAAAAAGACAACCUGUUAGAAUGAUUGAACUCCUUAGAAUGGUAUCAAAAAGCUGAUGCCAUUGCAAAGUCAAAAGAUUAUGGAAAAACAUUGUAAAAGAAGUUAAAAAUGGAAUCAUAGAUGAUUUUUGUAGAAAAUUUAUGUAGUGGUGGAAGUGCCAGAUCAGAUUCACACUUUGUAUAUACUGUUUAUCACCAACUUUCCACACCAAUUGUUGUGCCAAAGACAAAUGGAAUCAAGAUUGUCAUUUACUUUUCA